Molecule: messenger RNA, 6002 nt
Organism: Anarrhichthys ocellatus (wolf-eel)
Lineage: Eukaryota; Metazoa; Chordata; Actinopteri; Perciformes; Anarhichadidae
Gene: paqr4a
Product: progestin and adipoQ receptor family member IVa
Exons: 3
Coding region: 848-1774 (308 amino acids)
Cellular component (GO): membrane
Molecular function (GO): signaling receptor activity
Source: RefSeq, a predicted model, not a curated record
UAGCUUGACACCUGUGUAAAGGCGAUGCAGGGGACUCACAGGCCGCCAGUAAAGACUCUGCAUUUCAAGGAAUACAGCCUGCUAGACAUAAUGGUUGGAAAGAAUUGCAUAAAACAGAUGUUGAAUAAAGAAAACACACGCUUUACGGACCGGACCGCGUGUGUUUGGAGUCACCCGGCUCAAAUAUCUGCUUCCUCAUCACCAGUCUCUGGACAUCGGUAGCCGACUUGCCCGGCUUGCUAGCCAGCAGUCCUUCCCAAAAGUCUGCGCUCCAGAAUCAAGGAUCUCGUCUGUUUUUAGUUUUUUUAAAUAGCGUCACGAAAGCCAGGAAGCAUCAAACGGAGCUGACUCGAGCAUAUGACGCCCGUUUUCUUUCAUUAAAGUAAAUGCAUGACCCGCUAGUCCUCAAAUCUGACCGCUAGGUCCACGCUAGCAUCCUCUGGAGUCGGAUGGACGCGCGGCGCACGCACAGCAUCCUCGCCGGUGACUCGUUCAAGCCCGUGCUUUCUGCUGCUGCUGCACCGGAAUGCUAACUAACGAGGAAGUGGCUUUAACAUGACGAGGAACGUUUUGCAUCUCAACCGCUCACGGCUGUCCGGUGCCACACAGACAUUUAUCCGAUGCCACAUGUAAUGACCGUCCCGGGCUCGCGCCAUGUACGUGGCUGGCCGUGUCUGUCUCCAGCCUCGCGGAUGACACUCGCACAGGUACCGGCGGUCGAGAGCAAACAGCGGCGGCGCUGAUCACACCGUCGCCGGGUAUAGUGCUGAGAGACUUGGACGUGAGCUCGCUAGCGCCAAAGCUACGAGGCUAACAGCACAAUAUAGUAACCCUAAAAAAACCACCAAUGGUGUCCCACAAGGUUUUCGUGGCAAUAAUCUUAUUGUAUGUAUAUAUAGGUGUACAGUCUGUUUUUUACUUUUUCGGCGGCGUCCUUUUAACGUUCUUGUUUGCUAUGGCAUAUUUAAAUGGACCCAGGCUGCUGGACUGGACGAGUUCACCUCCACAUCUUCAAUUUAACAAAUACGUCCUAACGGGGUACCGGCCGAUCUCCUCUGUGCACGACUGCAUCAGGAGCCUGUUUUACCUGCACAAUGAACUCGGAAACAUAUACACUCACGGCAUCCCUUUGGUCUGCUUUCUGGUGCUGCUGCCUCUCAACAUCCCCUGGUCUCAGAUCAGCGUCACGUGGUUGGGCGUGGUGCACUUCCUGGCUUGCCUGUCGCCCCAGCUGGGCUCUGUGCUCUACCACCUCUUCAUGAACCAUGAGGGAGGCGAGCCCGUCUACCACACCCUCCUCAAACUCGACGUGUGUGGAAUCUGCAUGAUCAACACGUUGGGGGCGCUGCCCAUCGUCUACAGCACGCUGCUUUGCUACCCGUUCAUCCGCACCGUGGCCCUGUUGGUCUACAUCCUUCUGUCCAGCCACGCCAUCUACUGCGCCGUCACGGCUCGGAGCAGCGUUCGCAGGCUGCGAUCCUUCGCCUGGCAGGCGGUGUUCCGCUUCUCCUUCUUCCUGCUGCGCUGGGCGGGCGUGGGCGGCGGCAGUCCCACAUCGUUACGCCACUUCCUCACGAUGGAUGCGCUGGCCGUGCUGGGCGGGGUCAUCAACAUCACGCGCAUCCCGGAGCGCUUCCGCCCGGGCCUCUUUGACUACUGGUGCAACAGCCACCAGAUCAUGCAUGUACUGGUGGUAGGCUCCAUCCUGUACCUGCACUGGGGUGUGCUAGACGACCUGCUGUGGAUCAACAGCUACAACUGUCCCUCAGACUGACCCCCGAUGCCUCACAAGGAGCACUUUGCUGUGAGGUCAACGGACCUCUGAGGGGAGGGGGGUGUCUACAGAGGGAAGGGGGAGGGAGGGGAAAUCGGAGAACUGAUGCGGUGAGGUGAGACAAUAUGUUGUUCGUGCAUGUGUUCACCUCGUGCGCUCAAACUCAGAAUGUCCAUAUCUACGUCCAUCUUGGUACUUUGUGCGAAUGCAGGCAAAAGUAUGUCAAGUAACACGCACAAGCAUUUUGACUCUGUCAGUCUCCGUAAACAUGGACGCACAGGUGUAUACGGACACACACUCACACAUACACAGCAAAAUGAAAACGUUUUGAACACUAAAAAGUCUUAACAAAAGGCUCUAGUAAAAGGUAAGUUUCAUGCCUUUACUUAACAAUAGAAGUUUUACCUGAGCAUUAGUCGAUGUGGUUGGUUAAGACAGUCUGUGGUGAGACGAUAUCACAUGCUCAAGUCCUCAGAUGUCACUGUUGCUACCUAUGCAGCACAUCCACAUCUCAACUCAUCGCGCACACACACACAACACACACUCAGACACCCUCGCACCUAUAUUUUUAUACUACAUGUACAUACUGUCAGUGUGUCACAAAGCACUUAUAGAGUCUUCACUGAGUUUUACUGGACUGGUUCUGUCCCCGUUUCCCUGUGUUUUGCCGCUGCCUCUUUCUUUAUGUGUGUCAAACUGAUUCGUCUUCACUGUCACAAGAUGACGAGGAGAUGAAGGCGGGUGAGGGGGUUCAUUCCUGAGCGUGCUGGCACACUUGAGUUUACUUGCUUCAUGUGGCUCGUAUCACACAUUACGAUCAUGUUUCCUUUUCACCUGAGCUCAGUGCCAAUGAAAUUGAGCCAUUUUUUUUAACCUCCCAUUGUAAGGGAGAACGUCGUCACUAUUUCCUUUUAUGGAAGAUGAGGUUGUUUCAUUUUUAAGUUAUAAACUAAUUGCUGAGUUUAACAUUUUGUUCUGUAGAAAAGCCAUUUUAAAAUGACAGAACAAACCUGAACAGACUGAGCUUUACACUGACAUACCACCACGUGUGCAUUAGUGCGUGAUGCACGUGUGGCAGCGAGAUGCACUGAAUGUUAAAGGGUUUCCACUUAACCGUUGCCAACUUUUUAAGAUAUCUUAAAUGUAAUUAUGAGUUCCUAAACAAUUGGACCUUUAGACAAACUACAGAUCAAAAAGACCUGCUUAUUGGCACAAUAUGCACAAAACACUGUAAUGAAACAUAUAUAUAAUAUUUAUUGUGUUGUAUUUAUUUGCUGGUACAGGUAACAUUACGUUUCCGUCAGCUGUCUAAACUGUUUACGUUGUUGCUGUGCAGGAUCACAGGCUGACAGAUCAAGUUAGAGGUCAGAGAAAAUCCCAAGGAUUAGCUCCUCAUAUUCUGCCCACACUCUUCUUUCUCCGGCGAUUUUUGACUUCUCGGUCACUCAGUGAUAAUGUCUCUAGGCUUUGCCAUUCACAUAACAUUCACAAUAAUCAGCAAGAAAAACAACAUUGUUAUGUGACAUUAGAAACCUGUGCAGCACCCUUCUAAAGAUGCUAUUUAUGUCAAAUAUUCUCUGUUUUUAAUGAAAAUGGAUUUACUGUAUUUGGAUGUCUAUUUGUACAUUAACUCUAGAUGUUGAUGAUAUAUAAACGUCAGUCAUUACUGCCGCAGAAUGGUGCACGUUAUUGCCAUUAUUUAUGCUUUCUUAUUUAAAUGCGAUGCUGUUGCUCUGCAGCUGGAUUUGUGUUCUUUGAGUAGCACUUUUUAAAGGUUCGACACUUUGUGUCUUUUUACAGUUGUACACUAAGCUGGCCUCCCUCGCCAAACAGGAAUGAACCCCUGUGCCCUCAUGUCAUGUAUCGGUCUCACCAGUCCUGUGUGAAUGUCCUUGAUUGUGUUGCACACUGUGUUCCUCUGUGGUAUUUCAGUCACUACUCUCGAGUCAAAGUAACGAUUGCUCUGUUCCUUCAUGCUCAACACUAGGCACUCCUUACUUUCUGAAUAACAUUGCACUUGUUUCCCAUGCCAACAGUCGCAGCCGCCCAUUGACUCGUUGCCAAUCCCGUCAGACCCUCUUCACAUGCCAAAUUAGCAGCGCCUGAGGUGUCUGCUUCCUGUGCUAACACUGAAUCAUAGGUGAUGAAGGAUUUCCCACAGUAGUAAUCACGUACACUAGCCUCAGACUGCGUCCCCCCCACCCCUCUCUUUUCCUCCACACAGAGUCAGAUACUUAUGUCUGCCAGCCUCACCCUGACGGUUAUUAACAACAAUUAACAUUAACAAUGAUGACUGUGGUACAAUGUAAAAGUUAAAACUAAUGUAUUAUUGGACAUUGAAUGAAACUGAUAAAAAUGCAUGGAAGCAGGUAUAAAACAGGCACCGAUGUCUCCUAGUGUUAGCUAAUCGUUUGUUCAUCGUAGCCAUCCACAGACCACGUCACUCACUCCUAAAAAUGACCGUGUGGGUAGUGUGUGUGUGUGUGUGUGGGAGUGUGUGGGAGGGGGGGGUUGAAUGGAUCAGAUCAUAGAGACGUCACUAUCAAAGAAACUGCACUGCUCAUCGUUCUCAAAAGGGCUUUGGAUUAAAGUAAAUUACAAUUCUGAAACGGAUUUAAAGUCCAUAUAAAUAGUGUAAAUACAUGUAUGUAGAUCAUAUAUACAUGCAGUGCAAAUGAUAUACAGAUUAAUUUUUGAUAGCUACACAAUAUGUUAUGGGAAUAAAAUAUAGCAUCAGAAGAAAUGGGAUUCAUGGUUUGCCACAUAGAAGCUGCUGAGAGGGACGCGGCUCGGAGCGGUGCUUCAGAUUAAUAUCAAAGACGUGUGUUUAGCUGCGUCCGUAUGUACGUGAACAACACAGAAGGGGAAACAAAUACUGGAAUUGGUUUCAGUGCUAAUGUAGGGUUGUUUGACCUUUUGUGACCCUAACUAAGAAUGCUUUUGAUCAUUUAAAUGUAACCACUUUUUCUACACGCGUGGGAAAGACGGAUUUGAGUCUUGGCGGGCAUGUGAAUACCUCGUGACUACCACUGGUCUCUCUAUGCAUUAUCGGCCGAAGGAUAUGCAACAGUGAAGUCAAUAUGUGUUCGUUGAAUCAGCUCUCUGAUCCGCUGUCACGGAGGGCUUCGCUCCAACAUCCUGGGUCUCCCACUUCUCAGGGUGCCAUAACAGUAGCUGUAACAUCCAAGGCCUGACCUCUGCAGUCUGGAACAUGGCUGUGAGACUUUCAUCCACCUCCACCGGCCCUCUUUGUCCAGUCUGUUUAUGCUAUGAACUGGGUCACAGACUGGACAGAAGGGAGGCAAAAGGUGGAAAGGGAGUAUUUCUCUCAAAACCAUGUUACAUGAGUAGAACCUGGCCAGAAAUAUUGGUCCUCGUCCUUUUUGUCUGUAUGUAAAAUUUAAAAAAAAAAAUGACAUGCUGUAUGAACACUAACGAAACAAAAUUCAUUUUUUAAUACAACACAGGUGCCGGAUAGCCUGUUAAUGACCUGUUUAUAAUGGACUACCUGUAUUGUUAUAUACUGAUUAUUCUGAUUACUGUUAUUCUGUGGAUCCUAACGAUGACACUGGUCUAUGUGUACAGAUAACGAGACAAGCCCUUCCCUUUAGGAUGAAGGGAGCUUUCUGGAGGGUCUGUCUGUUAUCAUCUCUUCAUAUCUGCAACUUCGUGGCUUUUUAAAACUGACAACGGAGUAAGUGUGGCUCCAUCUGGUGGAGGUUCAUAUGCACUGAUGCAGGCAUUACUGUAGCCUCACUGCAGGCAAAGGAAAACAACUGACAGUUUGUAAUACUGUCUGCGCUGGUUUGCAGUCAUUCCCCUGGGUUGUUUAUUUAUAUUUCCAGACCAUGUAUGUUCACGUGUGUGUCUAUGAGCUCUCCAGCAGAACCCAUGCAAGCAUGAAAUCUGUAUGUUGUCAGAUUUGCUUUCUCCCUUUGCACUGAUGGGGAGCUGACUGCGUCCCCAGAGAGUGCCUCAUUAUCCAGUCUGUGCUUGCAAAUUAAUGUGCACGAACGCAGACACACAGUUUGUUCUGUGCUGUAGUUCACGCAUCUGUCCAACAUCAGUGUCCUGUGUAACAGACAGGCUCUCACACUCCUCUGUCUCCAGCAACGAUUGUGCAAUAAACUGAAGUCUAUAUUUUUAAAACUGCCUAUAGACCAUCUCUUUCAUCCAUGUUACUGUUAUUUAGAGGGGUGUGUGUGUGUGUUUGUUUGCUUUUGUAUUU